This is a messenger RNA of Otolemur garnettii (small-eared galago), 772 nucleotides long. It is a transcript of the gene RAMP2, whose product is annotated as receptor activity modifying protein 2. The coding region runs from base 60 to 599 and encodes 179 amino acids. The transcript is spliced from 4 exons. The record is from RefSeq and is a predicted model, not a curated record. Gene Ontology annotation, cellular component: membrane; signaling receptor complex; cell surface. Gene Ontology annotation, molecular function: coreceptor activity. NCBI's taxonomy places the organism in Eukaryota, Metazoa, Chordata, Mammalia, Primates, Galagidae. Gene Ontology annotation, biological process: intracellular protein transport; G protein-coupled receptor signaling pathway; cellular response to hormone stimulus.
GGAGCCCCUGCCCGGGCUCGACUCCCCGCCACCGCACCUCCUCGCCUCCUCGCCGCGCGAUGGUCUCGCUCCGGGCCGAGCGCGCCCCCGGCAGCCCGCGGCUCCCCGCGACCCGCGCCCGGCGGCCAGCGGCGCUCCGCCUCCUCCUCCUGCUGGGCGCUGUUCUGAAGCCCCAAGAAUCUCUGGCGCAGACUCUUCACACCCCAGGCAGCUUGGAGUCAAAAGGGAGGGAGACAACAGCAGAGGUGGACUAUGCGACAAGUAUCCAAGUUUGCUGGAUGUAUUAUAAAAUUCAUAUGGACUCUAUCAAAAAGGAUUGGUGUGACUGGGCCGUGAUUAGCAGGCCUUAUAGUGACCUUCGAGAUUGCUUGGAGCAGAAUGCGGAGGAGUUUGGUCUGGGCUUCCCCAAUCCCUGGGCAGAGAGGAUCAUCUUUGAGACACACCAGAUCCACUUUGCCAACUGCUCUGUGGUGCAGCCCACCUUCUCUGACCCGCCAGAGGAUGUGCUCCUGGCCAUGAUCAUAGCCCCCAUCUGCCUCAUCCCCUUCCUCAUCACUCUCGUGGUAUGGAGGAGUAAAGACAGUGAGGCCCAGGCCUAAUAGGGCACAAGCUUCUCAAGACCCAUCUUACUUCUCUUCCCUGCCCUCCCCAUUCCCUUUCUCGCUCCCACCCCUACCGCCACCGCCACUGCAGAAUCUGGUGGAAAUGGAAACCAGGUGGGGUCAUGGCACAAGUUCUGUAAUCUCCAAAAUAAAGCUUUUUUUUAGUACAA